Molecule: messenger RNA, 1524 nt
Organism: Neolamprologus brichardi
Lineage: Eukaryota; Metazoa; Chordata; Actinopteri; Cichliformes; Cichlidae
Source: RefSeq, a predicted model, not a curated record
CAUGAUUUGAACUGGCUAGCCCCGUGUAAUGUUUUUCAGGGUAUCACAGAGAGCUUUGGAGCUGGGAUCCAUGCCCUCAACACCUCACAGCUGACAGAUGGUGUGAUUAACAGGAGCAAAAGGAUGAUGCUGGACACCCUCGGUGUCGGACUAUUAGGAACCAGAACAGCUGUCUUCAAUAAGGCUCUGAAGUACAGUCAGUUGUUCACAUCGCGGGAAAGGAGCAGCGUUUGGGGUCAAUCAGAUAUAAUCCUGCCUCCUCAUUACGCUGCAUUUGUUAAUGGCAUCGCUGUUCACUCCAUGGACUUUGACGACACUUGGCACCCUGCGACUCAUCCCUCGGGCGCCGUCCUACCUGCACUGCUGGCCCUGGUAGAGACACUUCCCAGCCAGCCCUCUGGUCUAGAUCUCCUGCUAGCCUUCAAUGUUGGCAUUGAAGUUCAGGGCAGACUGAUGAGGUUCUCCAAAGAAGCCUACAACAUCCCUGAAAGGUAUCAAUUUUGGAAAUAUUUUCAGCUCUGGAUGAAAGAGGGUGAAACUAACCACGGUCCACUUUGUCCCUUCAGAUUCCACCCUCCCAGUGUUGUUGGAGUGAUGGGCAGCGCUGCAGCCUCGGCUAAGCUCCUCCGUCUGUCCCCUGAACAGUGCAUUCAUGCUCUUGCCAUAGCAGCCUCCUCUGCCGGGGCGCCUUUAGCCAACGCUGCCACACAGACCAAACCUCUCCACAUUGGAAACGCUGCUCGGAGAGGCCUGGAGGCCGCUCGGCUGGCCCAGAUAGGACUGAAGGGAAAUCCAGCCAUACUGGAUUUGGACAGAGGGCUUGGUGUUUACUACAAAGACUACAGUCCCUCCGCUAUGGCGGAUUCUGCUGUGAGAGCAUAUAAAUGGAUUCUGGAAGAUCAGGACGUGGCAUUCAAACGCAUCCCCACUCACCUCGGGAUGCACUGGGUUGUCGAUGCAGCUCUGGCAGCCCGGGAAAAGCUCCAAAACGCAGUCGGCAAAUUUGACCUCAGCCAGAUCCGGCAUGUCACACUUCGGGUGCCUCCAUCCAAGUACGUUAACUGCCCGUUACCUGCCACAGAGCACCAAGCCAGGCACUCGUUCCAGUUCAACGCCUGCACCGCACUGCUGGAUAACAAGGUGACCGUGGCGUCUUUCGGCGACGCUCAAAUCGGCCGAUCCGCUAUGAAGGAGCUCCUGGGCAAAGUCAGCUUGGAGACGCCAGAAGAUAACCUGCCCAGUUUUGACAAGAUGUACUGCGAGGUCGAGAUAGCGACGCACCAGGGGCCGAGCUACACAGCCAGAUGUGACACUUUCUACGGCCACUGGAGGAAACCGCUGACUCUGAAGCACCUGGUGGAGAAGUUCAGUGUGAAUGCUUCGUCUGUGCUGUGCACAGAGGGAGUGGAGCGGGUCAUUGAUGUUAUAGGAAACAUUGAAAGGGUGGCAGAUUGCUCAAUAUUGGGUUCAUAUCUGAGAAUGACAAGAAAUCAAGAGCGCCUUGACAGAAUGAGGAUUUUGUAA